AUGUCUUCCCAAGUAACUUCCCAAGUCUGGUAUGCGAACGACACCGAUUAUGACGAAGACACCAUCUCCAUCAACGGUAUCCUCGAGCGAAGCGCUGUCAAAAGCUUCUCUUCCAGACAGCCUGCAGGAGACAAAGAAAAGACUGCCUACGUUUGGACUUCCAACUUUAUCGAGAAUGAUAGCAAGAAUAUAUACCGAGCUUCAUUCACCUCUGGAGCUAACGCGAGCCGAAAUACAAAAGCCGAAAACGACGACUAUAUGCUGCGGGCGAAUGAGGUCUCGACAUUCCUUCAUGAUUCGCUCAAAGACUCUGCAUCUCAGUGGGGUGAUCAGUGCCGUACCCAACAGAGCGCAAAGCCUUUGAGAGACGCAGAGAAAUCGACGUUUGAUUCGCUGGUGAACACGAUGCCGGACAGGUAUGGUGAUAUCGGCUUGGGCAGCGUCGACCGUGAGACUAUGAAGCAGGUCUUGUUGUACGAUGAGAAUCAAGGUGAUCUAUCGAGUGGCGGGAAUGUGGUUGGGGCAAACAUGGAGGAGGGGGAUGAUAUGAAGAUGGUGGCUGGGAUGCCGUUUGUGAGGACUGGGGCGAGUAUUGGCUAUGGGUUCUUGAGUCAACAGCCUUCUUUCUAUCACGGUGAUGAUAGAGAUGAUUGA
Cryptococcus wingfieldii CBS 7118 is the source of this 654-nucleotide messenger RNA. RefSeq lists its product as hypothetical. Lineage: Eukaryota; Fungi; Basidiomycota; Tremellomycetes; Tremellales; Cryptococcaceae. The transcript has a single exon. The record is from RefSeq and is a predicted model, not a curated record. Bases 1 to 654 code for a protein of 217 amino acids.